Molecule: messenger RNA, 783 nt
Organism: Dracunculus medinensis (Guinea worm)
Lineage: Eukaryota; Metazoa; Nematoda; Chromadorea; Rhabditida; Dracunculidae
Source: the annotation of a GenBank genome assembly
AUGCUCUUGUUUGAAAUACAGGCAGCGAUCGCAUGGUCAGGUGUAUCAGUUCGUACAUUAAAGCGAUUUCCAACAGAAAGGCAUUUAGUUGAGACAAAUUUAAUGACGGAAGAAGAAUAUUCACUCUACAUGUCUAUGGAUGCUCCUCAUGGAAAAUGGUUUGUGCCUAUUAUGUGGAUCAUAAAUUUAAUAAAAACGAUGCAUAGGCAGAAACGAAUUGAUUCAGUUCAUUUUGAUAUGAUAAUGCGACAAAUCUAUUUAUUUCGAGAUGGAUUUGCCAUGCUUUUUGUUUAUGACUGGAUUAAGAUUCCACUAGUUUAUACGCAGGUCGUCGCGAUUGCAACAUACGGCUAUUUCGUAAUUUGCUUGAUUGGUCGACAGCCGAAAUUGGAUCAACGAUCUAUGGAAAAAGAAAUCACUAUACUUUUUCCAAUUUUCACAACCUUUCAAAUACUUUUUUACAUUGAAUUAAACUAUGUGCUUGAUAGAAAUACAUGCAUUGCAAAUAUGAUAGCCACAGAUUUAGCGGAUCAGCUCCCAUCGAUCUCAAAACAAACUAUAAAUAUUACACUCCCGCAUACCAGAGCAUCGUUCAAAAUCCAGGAUGUAAUUCCAAGAAGUCAUUUGUCGAAUCUAAAACUCUCUGAAAAUGAGAUGGAAUUAAUAAAACCAGAAGAAUUAGAAGAAAGCAGUGAUAUUGUCCAGAAAAAAAAUGCAAGAUUACGUUCCAUUGUUCGAGGAAUUCAAAAUAGUACAAAACUGUUCGUUUUUUUAACUUUUUAA